AUGGGAGGUACCGAAAGUCAUUUAGGUGUGGCUAAAGCUAAAGAGGCGGCAGCAGAGUCACAAGAAUCCAAUUCAGUUUUGGAUUUAACUUCAGACUUUUCUGCUCCGUAUGUUGUUGGAUCAAGUAGUGAUCAUCAUCCUAGUGGUUCGACUUCCAGUUCUCAGGGAGUAUAUGACCAUGCCCAUCUGGCACCUUCACCAGUUGAAGACCCGUCCAUUUCUGUAUCAUCUCACAACUUAAACUCAAACACCGCUUCCCCUCAAAACUUUCCCCUGAUGGAUUCUGAGAUUGACAAACGCGUUGCAAGUUUUCAAACGUAUAUCGAGUCAAUUGCUGAGAUUAAACCAACGGAUCCAAUAUAUUUGAAAAAUUGGGAAUUCAGAACUAUUUGCAAGGCUCGAACAGAUGUGACUCAAGAUGUAGAUACACUAACAAAGCUCUACAGAAUAUUAAUUGAAGAAAUGUGGAAAUCACACGUGACAACGCUCUGCCCAAGUCCUGAUUUAGAUUACAAGAUCGAAUUUGAAAGGCUCUUUGGCUGGCUGAAAAUGCAAAUGUUUACACCAGAAGAAGGUCUCCCAAUCCAUGGUUGGAUGAACUAUAAGGAGCAAAUGCCCUGGUGGGAUAGAUUUCAGGGGAGACAUGCAGAUUAUAAUAAGGUCCAGACCUACCUAUUGAGAUACUUCUCUCAAGAGGUAAAACCUGUUCAUCAGUUAUCAUAUGGGAGUAUAGUCCCAGAGCUGCUAAGGGUAUACUCCAAUUAUGUCAGAGAAGCCGCGAGAGCCCGGCUGGCCGUCGCCGGCGUCGGCGAUCAGGCCCGCUACGCCUUCUGGUGCCGCGGCUCCGGUAGCCCCGCCAAGGAGAGGUCGGUCAUGUGUAAGCUCGUCGAGGUCAAGCGCCCCGCGGCGGCCUCCCCUUCAAAGCCUUCCCCGCCGGCCGGAGAGCUCAUGGUUCUGGUGAGGACGUGCAGCGGGUGGAUGGACCUCAACGGCUAUUUGCGCGAUUUUCUCAACGCUUCCUGA
Messenger RNA from Puccinia triticina, 1023 nucleotides. RefSeq lists its product as uncharacterized. Lineage: Eukaryota; Fungi; Basidiomycota; Pucciniomycetes; Pucciniales; Pucciniaceae. The transcript has 2 exons. The coding region runs from base 1 to 1023 and encodes 340 amino acids. The record is from RefSeq and is a predicted model, not a curated record.